This is a messenger RNA of Neospora caninum, 867 nucleotides long. RefSeq lists its product as hypothetical. NCBI's taxonomy places the organism in Eukaryota, Apicomplexa, Conoidasida, Eucoccidiorida, Sarcocystidae. The record is from RefSeq and is a predicted model, not a curated record. The transcript has 4 exons. The coding region runs from base 1 to 867 and encodes 288 amino acids.
AUGGCGUCCUUGCUGCAUGCACUCGUGCUCUACACCGAGGGGACCUACCUCGGUGACGCCGGAUUCUCAGUUCUUGCCAGACUCGGAGGCGCGAAAGUGGGGUUGGAAAGAAGCCUCACCACAACCCUCUUUUAUCUCCGCCACCCAGAGCUUCUCCAGCAGUUUCUCACGGAAUGGGCAGCCACGCAGAUCCUCGGCGCUCCGUCGCCAGAUGUCGAGCGGCAUCUGCAUGCGAUGCAUUGCAGUCGCACCGGCCGUCUACGGAAUCAAAGGACAGGAACUGAGGUCGCGAGGGGCCUUCGUCUAGAACCGACAGUUUCAGCUCCCGGCUUUUCCCAGCGCAAACACAACCCAAGGCGGCGGUGUUUCACCUCGGCUGCGAGUCUCGAGACCGACCAAGACAUGCGGAUGGAGCCUGAGGGCUUUCCAUUCGAAGAAGGCCGAGAUGAUGGGCAGAUGCUCGACGGAUUCUCGCUCGCGGAAGCAGAAAAGUUCAUGCAGAAUCUCCCCCCUGAAUUCGCGGAGGUCCUCAACGCUGGCAGCGCUCCGACGCGGUGCAGCACGCCGGCGUGGGAGAUGCCGGAGCGGCGCGGGCGUGCCUCGUCUCUCGCUCUUUCCGAUCGCGAAGACUUCCAGGCGUUUUCUGGGGAGAGUCAGUUAUCUUCUUUCCGUUUCGACGACUCGGUGCCGCCCCCGUCUUCCGAUCAGAGAGCAGAGGAGACGCGGGCCGCCGGAGUGCCUCGCAGCAAGGUGGAGUUUUUCGAGCACCAGCUGAAGAUUUUGUCCGAUUUGCUGAUCGACGUCGAGCAAUCCGGCAGAUGCGACGGGGCAGAAGAUCUCGCUGUAGAUCUUGACGAAGAGAGCUAG